This is a messenger RNA of Culex quinquefasciatus (southern house mosquito), 9251 nucleotides long. RefSeq names its product ras-specific guanine nucleotide-releasing factor 2. Bases 1412 to 6226 code for a protein of 1604 amino acids. NCBI's taxonomy places the organism in Eukaryota, Metazoa, Arthropoda, Insecta, Diptera, Culicidae. Gene Ontology annotation, cellular component: plasma membrane. The transcript has 26 exons. Gene Ontology annotation, biological process: positive regulation of GTPase activity; Ras protein signal transduction. Gene Ontology annotation, molecular function: guanyl-nucleotide exchange factor activity; protein binding. The record is from RefSeq and is a predicted model, not a curated record.
AGUCGAAGGCUACCUUCGGACGCGAUCGACACGCAACUUUCUGGAUCCCGUGGCAGGUCGUGGAAUCUGUGUGGACCAUCCCACCCCCGCCCCCUCCAGGUUGGACCCUGCUGCUGCUGCUGCUGGAGGUGGUGACCGUGGCCGUGGAAAUCCUCCUGAUUGACGCCGAGGCUGAGUCUGAGUGUGCUGCUGUAUAGUAAAAGGAUACUCUCCAGGACAAUUUGUUGCUUCUGGCUUCUGGUCUCGGCUUACAGCAAUCUACGAGAGGGGUGGUGGUGGACGGAUUUGGGGUGAGAAAGGGCCAAUAGCCGCUGUGGGGAUGCUGCUGUUUUUCCAAGGGGAGUCGUGAGCAGCAGUAGUAGUAGAGUUUGUAGUGGUGGUGGAAAACCACCUGUCGAUUGCAAUUAAAAGUGAUUUUAUCAGAACAGCGCGGCGCGGGGCUCACAUUUCCCCUUUUCUGGGGGAGGACCACCGCCAGUAGGAGCUGUUUUGGGUGGGUGGAGAACGGCGCGGAAAACAACUUUGAAUUCAUCAUGGACUAGAGCGGUGCGAGAUUAGCAUGAACUAGUUCAACCAUAAUUAAUCUCCGUAACCAAGUACUGCGCUAGGCGGUAAAACUUACAUAAUCCCUUCGAGGGGGCUGAAACAACGUGAUAACCGGGGAAACCACGUAUCAUAUCAAUACGGUUUAAACAACAAGCGACGAUAAAAAAAGACCUGAAUCUCACACUCCAGCAGGCAAAGUAAAUAAUAACUACGGUGGUGACGAGUGUGAAAAAUGUGUCAUUAAAAGGGGAGGUGGUGGUUCUGCACGCAUCAGGUGCCCACACACACAGGUGGUUCAACGCGGCGCGGGAUGGCAAUUACGGGAUUGAGUAAUUGAGUCGUCCGCCAUUAUUGAUGUCGUGUACGGCGACGUCAACGCGACGUGAAAAGUUUGCAUGAAAGAAGUUUUUUGUGCCAGAACGACGUGUGAAUAAAUUGUGUAACAGCGGAUCGGUGAACGUAAAACACUCCGUUGGAUAUCACCAAGACGACCCGACACGCCCGAGAUGGAAGCAACUGCCGUUCGGAUGUUCCACAACGUUGGAUGACACGCGUGAAGAAGUCGCAGUCGCGUCGGCAGUGUAAACUCAUCGGAGUCUCGAUUAGCUUCCGCGAAAAGUCGAAUCAAAUUGAAACUCGAGACUCAACAGUUACGCUGUAAAGAGAGAGAAAGAGAAGAAAGCUAAUCAGUCGUCGUCGCAUAAAUUUCCGGCGAAAUGUUUGUACGCCAAAUGUUGUGAUUAAUUCGCGAAUCAAUGAACCGUGGCGAGUGAGAUUCAGUUCAAGUGUGAAAGGUUUUUCGGAAAGGAUUACAGCGAGCUGCUCGACCGACCGACAAUUUAACUCCCGUUGAAACAGCUUGCCAAUGCUCAGCCCCAAGAUGCAGCGAUCCGUUCGCGUCAACGAGCAUCAGCUGAUUAUGCUGUCCGAUCGGGCCCAGUAUGAUCACUCGAUGCAUGGCUACUUGCACAAACGAACAGCGGACAACAACAAAUGGCAGAUGCGGUGGUUCGUCCUGUACCAGAACUUGCUGUUCUACUACGAGUCGGAACAGUCCAGCCGGCCGUCCGGGCUGAUCUUUCUGGAAGGAUGCUACUGCGAACGGCUUGUUUCAGCCCCCUCGUUGUCCGGUCCGCCGAUCAGCAGUGGCGGCGGACAGGGCUCCAAGGCCAUCAAGGAGGAGAAGCUACAGCACUGCUUUACCAUCUGCUACCGUCGAGAAAACCAACGCCAAUACGAACUGCGGGCUUCCACCGAAUCGGAAUGUUCCGCCUGGAUAAUCGCCAUCCGAGAGGCAAGCUUCAACAAGCUCUUGCUGCAAAAGGAGGAACUGGAGCAGAAGCACGUCCACUUGCUGCAGGUCGUCGAAAGUGAGAAGACCGCCAAAUGGCAGUACACUCAGCAGUGCGAAGAGCUUGCAUCCGAAAUACGCAAGCUGAGGGCAGAGAUCUGCGUGCUGCGCAAGGAAACCCGCUCCAGCUACUCGGCCACUCCGGUGGGCCGGGGCAGCUUCAGCAUGCCCGGCGAGAUGCUCAGCCACGACGAUCCGGCCUCCCUGCCGGGGCUGUGCGCGUCCGUGUCCGACUCGAUCGAGCUGCGCAAGAUCAAGAAGGUGCAGAGCUUCUUCCGGGGGUGGCUCUGUCGGCGCCGCUGGAAACAGAUCGUCGAGGAGUACAUCCGGUCACCGCACGCGGAGAGUAUGCGCAAGCGGAACCACCUGGUGUUCAGCAUGGUGGAAGCGGAGGAGGAGUACCUGGAGCAGCUGGAGGUACUCGUGGCAUGCUUUCUUCGGCCGUUCAAGAUGGCGGCCAGUUCCAAGCGUCCGCCGUGCUCGCACGAGGACGUCAACUCGAUCUUCCUGAACUCGGAAACGGUACUGUUCCUACAUCAGAUCUUCCUGAAGGGUCUCACCUCGCGGUUGGAGUCGUGGCCCACGUUGGUACUUGGGGAUUUGUUCGACAUGCUGCUGCCGAUGUUGAGCAUCUACCAGGAGUACGUCCGCAAUCACCACUACAGUCUGCAGGUGCUGACCGAGUGCAAGAGCAAUACAAACUUCGCCACGGUGCUGAAACGUCUCGAGGCCAAACCGACCUGCCAAGGCCGUAGCCUCGAGACCUUCCUUACCUAUCCGAUGCACCAAAUCCCGCGCUACAUCAUAACGCUGCACGAGCUGCUCGCCCACACCCCGCACGACCACGUGGAGCGCAAAAGUCUGCAGAACGCGCGCCAACAGCUGGAGGACCUUUCGCGCCAAAUGCACGACGAAGUGUCGGAGACGGAAAAUCUGCGCAAAAAUCUCGCCGUAGAGCGCAUGAUCGUCGAGGGGUGCGACAUUCUGCUCGACGUGAACCAAGUGUUUGUGCGACAAGGAAGUCUCGUGCAAGUUCCACCAGGACGAGGAAGGAUUCGAAGCCGGUUGGCUUCGUUCAAAAGCGAGCGCGACGCUGUGCGGCAGUGUUUCCUGUUUUCGAACCACAUGAUUAUCGCUACCAGAACUUCCGGUGGUCGACUGCACCUGCUCCCGGACGUGGGUAAGAUUCCGCUGGCGGACGCUACCCUCAUCGAGGACCCGAGCGAGGUGCAGGACGAGGACGCUUCAGUAUGUUCGCAAUCAACGCGUGGCAGCACGCUCAGCGUAUCGGAAUCGGUCAACGCCGGCAAUCGCGACUUUAAGAUCUUCGUGGAAACCAAAUCCGGUGCGCGGCACAGCAUCCACCUGAUCGCGCCCACCAUCCAGGACAAGGAAGCGUGGAUCAGCGAUAUUUCGCAGUGCUUGGACAACAUCCACAUGCACUCGCUGCUGUCCCCCGGGAUCGGAGGGUCCUCCGGAGGAUCCAUCUUUGCAGGACACCAAGCAUUGCGAGCCGAUCCGCGCCUGUUCAAGGACGACGUGGACAUUCGGUUUUCGCGAACAUUGAACUCGUGCAAGCUGCCCCAGGUGCGUUACGCGACCCCGGAACGGCUACUCCAGCGACUUACGGAUCUGCGCUUCCUGUCGAUUGACUUUUUGAACACCUUCCUGCUGACCUACCGGGUGUUUACCGACGGGGAGACGGUGCUGCAAGCGCUCAAAAAUGUGUUCUACAACCCACCGCUGGAACCGGCCUGCGAGUGUGACCACCAGACGGACUUCCUGGAACUUCCCUACCAGGAUGGCCGUGCAUCGCCCCGGCGAACGUCCGGAGCCAGCUCGGUGUCAGGUUACUGCUCGGAGGGUGCCGACCGGGAUCGGUCAAUGAGUGGUGAUUCGGCGGGUUUGCGCUUCCGAGGGUCCCGACGGGGAUACGCUAGCCACCAGGGCUCGGAACAGGAAACCCUAUCUUGGAUACCCGAACAAGCUGGACCGGUUAUCAUCCAUGGAGUUCACCAUCACGAAACAGCGGUGGAAGAGAAACAGCAGCAGCAGCAGCAGUCUCCACCGAAGGUUGAUGGGGGUGGAGGGGGCAAUGGGGGUGGUGGAGGUGGGGGGUCAUUGCAGAGCAAGUCCCAACAUCAAAUACACGCGCAGCCCCAGGAUGACUCGUACCUGGCGAUACCGAAACCCAUGGCCGGGUCGAGCAGUUCGGACACGUUGACCGAAACAGCCAUGAGUGGCCCCUCGUCACCGUCGAACCUGAGCAGCGUCACGUUAGUUGGCUCAACCGGGUCCGGCGGUCAGGACAAGUCCGAAGAUCAAACACCAACCGAGGGCACAUUCCGGUACGGGAAGGCACCGUCCGGACCGCUGCCAGAACGUGUCAAUCCAAAGCAGCGGAAGGAACCGACGCCAACAAUUUGCACCACGGACAUGACCCAGCAGCAGCAGCAACAACAACAACAGCAGCAAAUUAAAGAACCUCAAACUCCGCCAACUGUAACUACAACUCCGUGCCACAGUCCUUCCAGUCCUGGUCAGCAGUUGGCCGCCAAAGAACAACAACAGCAGCCAACGGUGUGCCAAAAUGGUCACGACGGGCCAAAAAUCGUAACUCAGCCUUAUCUGCUGAGCACGACGACCACGACAACGGUCACGAUAACGACGACAACUACAACAACGCACACGGCUGCUUCUGGGACGGCGGUCACCAAGAGUAUCUCCCCUCCACAUCUUCUGCCGAUGGACCGGCGACCGAGUGUGGGACACAACAUUGCCAUCCCGCAUGCGGCCCUCUGCCAGCACCGGCACAGUCUGCAGCUGAACGGCGACGGGAGCUUCUACGGCAAGGGCAGUGAAAAGCAACAGCAGCAGCAGCAACAACCACAAAUCAGCAGCCCCCGGCUGGCCACGCGAAAGUUCUCCGCCCCGAAAACGCCGGAACGCCAACGGAAAAGCCUCUUCGGAACGCCCCAGCGAGAGCGCGACUCGUCGAGCACGCGUCGCUUCUCCGAGAGUGACGACGACAUGGCCACGUCGAUCUUCACGACGCCCCGCGGCUCCGUCGGCGGCGUCUCGCUCAGCACCCUGUCCUCGCGGGCCUCGAUGCAGCAUGACCACGUGCCGCACUGCUCCAGCAAGGUCGGCGUCGUAAUCACCUCGUACCGGCAGUCACAGCGCAGCAUGGGACCGGAUCCACUGUGGAGUAGCACCUCAACUGCAGCAGCGGCUUUCGCAAUCGCUACCUCAGCUUCCAGCAACCCAAGGGAUGAGCCCCCCGAAGUGGAAGCUAGGAACCGGAAAGAAUCUGUUGUCAGUUCGCCGGCCACGAUGCGCGUCCUGAACGUGCUCCGGCACUGGGUGUCCAAGCACUUCCAGGACUUUGAGCAGGAUGCAGCUUUGCGCUCGCAGACGAUAGCCUUCCUGGACGACAUCACCUGCAGUCCGAACCUAUUGCCAACCGAGCAUCGAGCUGCAUCCCAACUGCUGCGGCUGCUGUGCCGCGACGACAUCGACAGCGGGAAGCACCACCUGGACAUGCUGCUGAGGCCACCGCAGACGCCAAGCAAGGAGAGCAUCGAGACGCUGUCCGCGCUGGAGAUCGCUGAGCAAAUGACGUACCUGGAUCACCAGAUCUUCCUGGCCAUACGGAGCGAGGAAUUCCUCGGUCAAGCGUGGAUGAAGUCGGACAAGAAGUCACGGGCAGAGCACAUCAUCUUGAUGACGAAACGCUUCAACGACGGUUCGAGGCUGGUCUGCUCCGAGAUUGUGUCGAGGAGCAACAUGGCGGCGCGGGUAGCCGCCAUCGAGAAGUGGACUGCCGUGGCGGACAUUUGCCGGUGUCUGCACAACUUCAACGGAGUGCUGCAGAUUUGCGCUGCCUUUACGAACGCGGCCAUCUACCGGCUGAAGAAAACCUGGGACAAGGUUCCGAGAACGAUCAAAUCGACAAUCACGAAGCUGCAGGCCGUGGUCUGCUCGGACGGCCGGUUCCGGGUGAUGCGCGAGGCCCUGCACAGGUGUGACCCGCCCUGCAUCCCGUACCUGGGCAUGUACCUCACGGAUCUGUCCUUCAUCGAGGAGGGCACGCCGGACUUUACCCCGGACCGGUUGCUGAACUUUUCCAAAAUGCGAAUGAUUGCCCACGUGAUACGCGAGAUUCGCCACUUCCAACAGACGCCGUACAAGAUCGAUCACAUACCGAAAGUGACCUCCUACCUCCUGGACACUUCGUUGCUGCUGGACGACGACGAGCUGUACCAGAAGUCGCUGCAGAUCGAGCCGCGCAGCUCCCGGCUGAGCGCCCCCAACACGGCCAACGUCUGAGCCCUGCGCCACCUCCACCGGACUCGGGCCACCUCCCUCGAGACCGAUGGGGCCGGCAGCGGGCAGGACACGUUGUAGAGACGGGAAGAUCCGUGAAGAAGCAAAAGAAUAAGAGUGAUGUUUGAGAUUUUCAAAAAAAGUUGUGACAAAAAAUGUUUGCUCACCUCUUUAUUUGAGGAAUGGGCGGUGGAAAGUGUGUAAGAGUGGUUUUAUUUUUUGAGCUGGACUUGAUGAACUAUGACGAUGUGGUGAGGAUAGUGAUCCGUGAAAGUUUCCUGUUGAAGCGGGCAGCAAGACGACAGUUUGAUCAAGAUCGAACCAAUUAAAAGUUGUUCGUGGCGUGACCUGCGAUGAUCGAACUCUGCAGUUUCGAUUCUGCACAUACGAUAGCGCCUUGUUCGGGCCCCCGUCCGUUCGGGGUUCGCUCGAGCCAUCAACACCUGCCCGCUUGGCCCGGACUUGGCCCUCGGGAGGGGAAAACUCUUGUUUUUCCACGCCCGGCCAGCUUUCACGGGGCAUCAUCAUCAUCAUCAUCAUCGCUGCUAGUUGAAGCCCAGUUAAAAGAAGCAUAAAUCAGUGCAAUCAAAGUUGAGUCGUUCCUGGACCGGACUCGAUGUGGAGUCGACGAAGCUCUGGGGUGGAGAUAAUUUCCUUUACAAAGUUCAAUCAGCGUGGACUUGACGGCGAAGGUUCAGGCCAAAGUUUUAUCACAAUGUCAGCGUUUAGUGGCGUUUUUCCCCUGAUGAGUUGAAAGGAUUGGGAAAAGCCGUACCCAGUGCUGGGUACAUAUCUGGGAGCUGAUGCUGCAUCAGAUCUGGUGCAAAGUUGGCCGGAACGGGAAGGAGUUUCGAACGAGAGAUCCGUUCCAACGCGUAAACCAUCUUAUAUCACAAUAAAUAACAACGCUCUUAUCGCGACAGUUUCUCGUCUCAAAAUUUUUAUCAUCUUUUUAUGCAUAUUUUAAAAUCAUCUCACAAGUUAGGAUUACAGGCAUUUCAAACUAUUUCGAAAAAUAGUAUCGUUUUAACAAUCUUGCAAUGCAGAGUCUGUGCUCCACGUGGCAGUUUAAAAGAUUUUCUCCUAAAAUUAUCACUUUUGCCUUCUUCUUUGAAAAAAUUAUAUUGUUAAUAAUACUCAAACAGUACGGUAGUCAAAAAGUGAAAGUUUAUUGAUUGGUACUUUGAGAGAAAAUAGAUAAUAAAAAACAAACAUUAGAAUUGAAGGCUGAGUCGUGCAAAAGAGAUGCUUUGGAAUCUUACGAAAAAAUAAAUAUUUGAUGUCGAGAGAUGUGAGUGAGGAUUUGUUGAGAUUAAUUUUCUGAAAAGCUGUUUUGCAUGAAUCAUUCUUCCAUUAACGAUUAUCCUCCUGGUAGUGUUAUAGAGAAAAAAUGGUAGUUUAUAGAACUGUGUUAUGCUGGCCAUAACUUAACAUAUACUUAUGAAUACUUGUACUAGUGUUAAGCGUGAAAUAUGUCGAAUAAACAUUCAUGGAUAUACAAUUUAAUCCCAAGUAAUUCUCAACAGAAAUGAGCUAAAUCUUUGUGGCGAAACAAAACCAAACUCUACAUACAUAUCUAAAAAUUGACUCAAUUUAUAUACCAGCAGUAAGCAAAAUCCAACACACAAACACACACACAUGCGGUAAAUGAAACUAAAUGUUAACUUCUUCGUUCGUUAUUUACCAGUUAAAGCAAGUGAAAUUAAAAAAAAAAACAAAUAUAACAAAACAAAUCGUGAUACUUUCAGAUAAAAUAGUGAAAAGAGAAAAAUGACACAUUCUUCAAACUUUCUUAUGACUAACAAAUACAAAGUAAAUAAUGUAGCAAAAAAUACCUACAAAAAAUAAGGGGGAAAAACAAACCCAGAAACCAAUCCAGUUUUCCAUAUCAAAGCUCGUUUAUCGUCGCAACUAUGCGGCAGGAAAUGGUUAGAGAAAGUGGUUUAGUAAAUCAGAUUGAUAUUAUUCGAUUAUUUGGCAGCCAGAAAUGGCCACUCAUUAAUGGCACCACUCAUUAAGCUUGACUUUGUCGUGAAAUAUCUUCAAGUUGAACGGAGUAUGCUUUUCUUAGCACGCUGUUCUGAUGUUUUUUUCAAGAAUAAAUGAAAAAAAAAAAAAUUUAUUGAUUUCAUGAAGAAAUUUUAUUCAUAGACACUAAAAAAUUUGCAAUUUUCACUUGUUCACCUAAUUUUAUUUUUUUAUCAAUUUAAAACACUGUCAAAAAAUAAGGGUUGAGGAAAGUGAAUCGAAAUGAAGAUUGUAUCAGGCUAAGCUUGAAAAUGAACGGAUUUGUAAUCCUUGUUCAGCACACCGUAAACUUUUGUUGUCACUAGUCCGUUUAAGAAAAUAUCAUAAAUAAACUAAACGAGCUAAAUUUUCCUACUCUCUUAAGAAUUUUAACAUAAUCCGCUGGACUGAUUCAAAACAAUCCCAAAAAACAACCGUUUUUAGCUGUUGAGUAUAUGUUUAAAACAGAGAUUAAGCUAGGAAAAGAGUAAUUUAGAGGCACAUUAGCUGUGCCAGAACAGAUGGACGUUUGAUACUAUUUAGAGUGGAAACCCCUAUAUUUUUCAAACAAAAGAUGGAAUGGUGUUAAAAUAAAGCGUUAGAAAAUGAAGUAGAUCGUUGUGAGAAUUUUGUAUUGACGAUAGUACAGUAAAAGAAAAUAAAGAAAAGCAGAAACAAACAACAAAUUGUAACAAAAUAUGUCGAUAAUCAAAUCAAAUUACAAUCACCACGCUACGAGCACUUCAGAAACAAUCAACUUUACACGAUUACGGAUACAACCAACCAAGAUUAACAAAGUAGUUUGAGAGAUUCUAUUUUACAAAAAAAAAGCAUUGCGAAAAGCAGGAAAACAAAACAAAACUUAUCCACACUCACAGAAAAAGUGUUUUUGUCCAGAAAUGGACGUUAUUUUAUUCAUCUUAAAGUAACAAGGAACAAGUAGAGAGAGUAGAAAGUGCUCAAACAAAAAGAAGAAAAAAAAAUAUGCAGAAAUCACAAUGCCAAAGAAUUAUGAAAAAAA